AAAUCCGGCAGAAUGAGCGAUGGAAAUAAUUUCGAAAAAAAUGGAGAUCAGAUAUAUUGGCAGGUAGUGUUACAUGAAAACUCAAGUUGGAGACUGAGAUUUCAAGCUUGUGUUGGGUCAGUAUUUACCAAGUCGUGAAAUACGAGUAGAAGAUAUGAUUAUAAUUUUUUAUUUCUAAGAGAAUUUGCUCAGAGAAAGAUCACGCUCACUCAAUCAGAAAUAAAGGAGACUCAAAAACUUUCUACUUCAAACUUACAUGGUCCGUCAUUCUAGGUGGACCCUUGUCCAAAAACCUUGCCCACUUCUGAUUUAGAGCCUCCCCAACACCGAUUAAUUCGUAUUAUCGGUUUUUCCCAAUAUAAAUAUGGAAAAUUCUAUCACAAGUCAUUUAAUUUUCAUGGCGUAUCAGUGCCCCUUUACAACUAACUACGAAAACCUUAUCUACGAGAAGAAAUUUAUUAUAAGGUCUUUAUUGCCCUCAAGUCCAAAUUUUUAUUUGUUUUUAUUUUCAAACUAAUAAUAGUAUAUAGGUAUCAAUAAAAAUGAUGUUGAAUCUAGGGAAUAGCUAUAUUUCUACAUCGUUCAUCAUUGUUCUGCUUUAUGCGAUUUUCGUCAAUUGCGAAACAGAAAAUAACGGAAUUAGGACUGAACGAGCUACAAGCUUGGAAUGCAAAUCGUACGAGUUUCGUUGUCACGAUGGGCUGAAAUGCAUCCCGGAGUCCCAACAAUGUGAUGAAAUUAUCGAUUGUGCUGACCAAAGCGAUGAAUCGGAUUCUUGCGUAUUUUUUAAUUGCAACGACGGAAGAAAAAUUAGUUCCAGAUUUGUCUGUGACAGUUUCUUCGACUGUGCAGACGGAUCAGAUGAAAGCGAAGAGGAGGCGAAUUGUACGAUGUUUCAAUGUUCAAAUGGUGUGAAGAUUUCCCAGAAGCUUGUCUGCGAUGGGUUGGACGACUGUUAUGACAAAUACCACUCAGACGAAUGCAACUGCACAAAUUCUUUUACGUGUGGAAACGGCAUGUGCAUCGAUUCGUUCAAAAUUUGCGAUGAAAACGACGAUUGCGGGGAUGGCACAGACGAGCUCUCCUGCGAUGGUUUCAGGUGUGACAAUGGUAACAGAGUCGAAACCUCCAAGAAAUGCGAUGGUCGAGACGACUGUGGAGAUUCCUCGGACGAAUGCGUUUGCCAUGAUAGUUUCACUUGUAAUAAUGGAAGGUGCGUUUUGAACAACCAAUUGUGUAAUGGCAAGAAUGAUUGUGAAGACACAAGUGACGAAUGUGGAUGUGAACAUACAUUUCUAUGUAACAAUGGCAUGUGUAUAAAUCGUGAUCUAACAGGAAACGGAAUCGACGAUUGCAAAGACAAUAGUGACGAAACAAUCGUUUCACCGACAACCAACUACAUGACGACACGGGCAGAAGUUACGGAAGGUAGUACUAAUGACGUCACACCUAACGUCAACAUUGUAUUUCAAAAUACUACCCAACCAGCCAUUGUAAUGCCCACGGAAGAAACAAGGAAAAAAGCUGAGCAAACGACAAUAAAAGCAUUGCCUGAAGUAACUACUGACUUUGGGGCAAUUUUUGAUGUAUCGACCGAUAUCCCUGAGAGCGAUAUCACAACAUCAAAGUAUUCGAAUUUUUCUUGCGUUGGCGGGAAAAUAAUUAUGACGUCAUUAUUAUGUAACGGAAUAGAUGAUUGUAUGGAUGGAUAUAGAAGCGAUGAGUGUGAUUGUGACGACACAUUUAAAUGCAAAGAAUAUCAAGGUCAUACUAGAUGUAUUGUGUCCGACCUACUCUGUGACGGAGGAGACGAUUGUAAUGAUGGGUUCCGCUCUGACGAGUGCGGUUGCGCGGGAACUUUCAUCUGUGACGUCACAAAGAAAUGCGUAGAUAAUACUUCAAUCUGUGAUGGAUACGAUGACUGUGGCGAUAAUUCUGAUGAGGCCCCCGGUGCUCCCGAAUGUUCCGAAGAUUUCAAAUGUCGAAACGGACGCAUGGUGGCGCAAGAGUUUCUCUGUGAUGGUAAAGACGAUUGCAAUGAUGGAUUUCGAAGCGACGAAUGCUACUGUGCGGAUAGCUUCGAGUGUGAGAAUGAAAAAUGCAUCAUGAAAGAUCAAGUUUGCGACGAUGUUGAUGACUGUGGAGAUUGCAGCGAUGAAAUAGACUGCGCUUCUUCAAGUAUAAAUGAAUUUGAGACCCACGACAUGUACUUCUGCCUGAACAGUACAUGCAUUCGGGAUCAAAAAGUAUGCGAUGACGUCAUCGAUUGUAUUCAUGGCGACGACGAAAGAGACUGUGAUUAUUAUGAAGCAUACGGUGGCACUACUAUCAGCGAUGGAGGAAUGGAUGAAAGUGAAGUCACCACUAAUGAUGACGCCAUAAAAUUACCAAACAAACAAACGAUGUCACCCAAAUUUGUUAUAAAUUCAGUAACUAAAGAAACAAUCCUUCCAACUGAAGGUAACGCGGAACAUGAAAAAGGUCAAGCUGGAGAAGAUGACGCAUUUAGCGUGACGUCAUGGUCAUUUAUGACGUUAAUUGCCAUUUCACUGAUGACGCAUACGCUUGUGCUCUUAUUCUGAUUUUAUUAUCUAAAGGUUUUUAUA
Molecule: messenger RNA, 2606 nt
Organism: Styela clava
Lineage: Eukaryota; Metazoa; Chordata; Ascidiacea; Stolidobranchia; Styelidae
Cellular component (GO): plasma membrane
Molecular function (GO): protein binding
Source: RefSeq, a predicted model, not a curated record